Marchantia polymorpha subsp. ruderalis is the source of this 2179-nucleotide messenger RNA. The record is from the annotation of a GenBank genome assembly. Lineage: Eukaryota; Viridiplantae; Streptophyta; Marchantiopsida; Marchantiales; Marchantiaceae.
AGCCGAGAGGUAAAGCUUGGUCCUUCAAAGUGCUAAGGAAGGACUGGUGGUCCAGUAUCUUUUUGAUUCUCUAGUGCUACCUCUUAUAAUCUCCGUAGGAGUGUAUUGUUGGAGAAGCAUAAAAAGUAUAGACCGCUGGCUGCUGCUGGCUUGCAGAAUCCAACCGAGCGCACUUUCCACUCAGACUGUCAUCGUUCAUAUCAAAUCGAAUAUUAUCCUCGGUCUAAACCUUACUUGCGACGCAUUUCAUUUGUAGCAGGGACUUGUGCUCAGGCAUCCCUACCAAGCUACCAACGACCUCGAAUUUUGAUGACAGUCUUCCAAUCAGAUUGACCUUUCAGUUUUCAGCUGAAGUGGAGUUCACCGCUCCUUGACCGGCUGCUCUUAUCACUUGUUGCGCUUGACGUGGACCAGAACUGUUGGCCUUGAGCUCUUCCGUUCCGGUCGACAGCAAGUUGCAGCUUUCGUAGAGUUCGCCCCUCGGCUUAAGAUGGCAGGCGCCCAUCAGCAGACGGGAGGACCGUAUGAAAUAGAUACCAGUAAUAUUAAGAUCGGAGGGGGCAGCGCGGCACGAACUGAGGACAGGGACUACAUCGAACCAGAGCCACAUCUUCUGUGGACUGUCGAUGAAUUCUAUAAAUGGUCACUUUAUAGAGCUGCUAUCGCCGAGUUUAUUGCCACUCUCCUCUUCGUGUAUAUCGGCGUUUCUGCUGCCAUUGGAAAUGGCCGUUCCAGCCCCGAUGGAGUCGGAGCUCUCGGUGUUGCAUGGUCUUUCGGAGCCACCAUAUUUGUGCUUGUCUACUGCACAGCUGGUGUUUCAGGAGGACACAUUAACCCCGCAGUUACUUUAGGACUACUUCUGGGUAGAAAGCUUUCGGUUCCUCGGGCUUUUAUAUACAUGGUUGCCCAGAUGGCAGGGGGUAUCUGUGGAGCAGGAAUCGUGAAGGGAUUGCAGAAAAAUCCAUUCCAGGUCCUGGGCGGCGCGACGAAUACCGUGAGUGCAGAUUUCAGCAUCGGCACAGGUCUGGCAGCAGAAAUCAUUGGGACUUUCUUCCUUGUUUACGUGGUCUACUCUGCCACUGAUGCUAAGCGCAAGGCCAGGGACUCGCAUGUGCCGGUGCUCGCCCCAUUGCCCAUCGGGCUUGCAGUUUUCGUUGUCCAUCUGGCGACCAUUCCCAUCACUGGCUGUGGAAUCAACCCUGCACGAAGCUUCGGCCCGGCUGCUCUCUGGAACCACCAGCAAGCUUGGGAUGACCAGUGGAUCUUCUGGGUUGGUCCCUUCAUCGGAGCUACCUUGGCUGCCGCCUAUCACCAGUUCGUCAUCCGUGCUUUGCCGCUAGGAUCACACUUCCUGUUCCCGACAAUGUCCAUGUCCGGCUCCAUGAGCAUUUCAGGGAGAAAACUUGAGACCAAGCUCUCAGGGUGAGGACGAAAAUACCAAGGACACUCAAUCUGCUGACAACAAAAUGUGAAGCUGAGGCUUAGGCUCGAGUACAUACACUGAUCUGCAGCUGCACGUACCACUCUACUGUAAAUAACAACGAAGAGGUUCUUAUACAUAGCCGGGGAGAAACCAAGCGCUGAAGAUUCAGCAUCAUCAAGGGUAAAACCUGAAGUCAUCUAUUUUCAGAGGACUAGGAUUACCAUCCGCAAUUCUCAAUCCGGAGGAAAAGAAGUUCUUCUCUGGGCAAGCAGUUGUCUCGCCCAGGAUAGAACAUUGUGUUCUCUCGCCGCUGAUUGCCUCGAAAAGGUCUUGACUGUUUUUGUUUCUGGUCGCAAGUGGGCUUCUAUACGACACUCGAAACGGAAACUUGAUGCACAGGGCAAGAUCACAUACUGAUCACGCAGACAAUCCUACUGCCGUAUAUAUCUUUCACUAGAAAAAGAAUAAGCGAAAUUCAGUAUACGUGGCAUGAACUUGCGUUAAGAAGCAGUUGUAGCUAUCUUCGAUCCCAUUGCCUCACGUUAUGCAGUGGGUAAGAUCCAGUAGAAUACCUUUCUGAUGCUUGCAUAGCAAAAACACAAGGAUUUUAUUUAUAUUUCAUGUCCAUCCCAGAAUGUAGUGAUACCAAAAUGUCAAGGUAGUUAAGUUUGUAACUGCGAAGAACCUAAUACAUUCAAAACAGUAGUCUACGUUUGUUGGACUCCUCAAAAUUCUCAUUUGUUGCCAUUUUCCGUU